CUACAUUUCAUUCAACUUUCUCUCUACACUCUCUUCUGCAAUUUUUCAGUGUUUUAAUGGCGGAGGCCAUUUGAAGAAGAAGACGGUGAAAAAGGCAUGGCUUCAGGUGCAUACAGAAACGGCGUACAUAAAGGUGCCCCUGCAGCCUCGAACUUCAAAUCCUCUUCCUUCAAAUCGAAGCAUCCGCCGGUAGCCGCUCCGGGAUCUGGUUUUCGCCGGAGCAGUUCCGCUUCACUGGGCGCCGCUUCUGGAAGUCUUAAGGACGACGGAGGAGUUCCUGGCAGAGUUCGAGUAGCAGUCAGAUUGCGGCCCCGAAAUGCAGAGGAGUUGGUGGCAGAUGCAGAUUUUGCUGAUUGUGUAGAAUUGCAGCCAGAGCUUAAGAGGUUGAAACUUCGAAAAAACAAUUGGGAUUCAGACACCUAUGAAUUUGAUGAGGUCCUCACAGAGUUUGCAUCACAGAAGCGUGUUUAUGAAGUUGUUGCUAAGCCUGUUGUGGAGAGUGUUCUGGAUGGUUACAAUGGGACAGUGAUGGCUUAUGGUCAGACUGGUACAGGAAAAACUUUUACUCUUGGACGACUGGGAGAGGAAGAUACUUCUGCUCGUGGAAUAAUGGUCCGUUCAAUGGAGGACAUUCUAGCAGAUCUCUCUCCAGAGACUGAUUCUGUAUCGGUUUCAUAUUUGCAGCUUUAUAUGGAAACCAUCCAAGACCUCCUUGAUCCAGCAAAUGAUAAUAUUCCCAUUGUAGAAGAUCCAAGAACUGGUGAUGUCUCACUGCCAGGGGCAACUGUUGUAGAAGUUAGGGACCAGCAGAGUUUUAUGGAGCUACUACGUAUAGGGGAAACUCAUAGGAUCGCUGCCAAUACCAAGUUGAAUACUGAAUCCUCUCGCAGUCAUGCUCUUCUAAUGGUUAAUGUUAAGAGGUCUGUCAUGGGAAGAGAAGCUGCACUUUCAAGUGAAGAUGACAACUCCUCUCACUUGGUCAAACCUUUUAAGCCCCUUGUUCGGAAGGGCAAGCUAGUUGUGGUGGAUCUCGCAGGUUCAGAGCGUAUUCAGAAGUCAGGAAGUGAGGGACACACGUUAGAAGAAGCAAAAUCUAUCAAUCUUUCACUGAGUGCAUUAGGGAAAUGCAUAAAUGCACUAGCAGAGAACAGUGCUCAUGUACCGGUUCGUGAUUCUAAACUUACAAGGUUACUUAGAGAUUCAUUUGGAGGCACGGCAAGAACUUCAUUAAUCGUGACUAUUGGCCCGUCUCCACGCCAUAGAGGAGAGACUGCAAGUACCAUAUUGUUUGGACAGAGGGCUAUGAAGGUGGAGAAUAUGUUGAAAAUAAAGGAAGAAUUUGACUAUAAAAGUUUGUCUAGAAGGCUUGACAUACAACUGGACAAACUCAUUGCAGAAAAUGAAAGACAACAGAAAGCUUUUGAGGAGGAAGUUGAAAGAAUAACAUUAGAAGCACAAAAGCGUGUCUCUGAGGUCGAAAGGAACUAUGCAGACGCAUUGGAGAAAGAGAGAUUGAAAUGCCAGAUGGAGUACAUGGAAUCAGUUAAGCAGCUGGAGGAAAAAUUAGUGACAAAUCAAAAGAAGUGUUGUAAUGGAGAGGGCCCUGGGGUGUCUGGUGCUGAGGAACUUGCAGAGGUAAAAAAGUUGCUUCAAAAUGAAAUUCAUCUAAGAAAAGCUGCUGAAGAGGAGGUUGACUAUCUUAAGAAUCGGUUAGGACAAUUUACACAGCCAGAGGCAGGUGGAAAUUCAGAGAUUCUAAAGCUCCGCAAAAGUCUUGAGGAUGAGGCUCACAAAAAAAAGAAGCUUGAAGAAGAAAUAACAAUACUACAAAGUCAGCUGUUGCAAUUAACAUUUGAAGCUGAUCGGAUGAGAAGAUGUCUUGAGAGAGGAGGAUCUGGAAAUGCUUUUACCGGUCUUGAUUCUCUUAUGACUCAAGUUGGGCAUUUGCACCUUAAAGAUGCAGGAAAUGGACAGAGGGCAUCGAUUGCAACUCUCUCUGAACAAGUUGGAUUGCAAAAGGUCUUGUCACUGCUUGAGUCAGAAGAUGCUAAUGUACGGAUUCAUGCUGUAAAAGUUGUGGCGAACCUAGCAGCUGAAGAAGCCAAUCAGGAAAAGAUUGUAGAAGCUGGUGGUCUCUCUUCCUUGCUGAUGCUUCUUAGAAGGUUUGAGGAUGAAACUGUACGCAGGGUAGCAGCAGGUGCAAUUGCCAAUCUUGCAAUGAAUGAAGCCAAUCAGGAACUCAUUAUGGUUGAAGGGGGAAUUAGUUUGUUGUCAAUGACGGCAGCUGAAGCUGAGGAUCCUCAAACUCUACGCAUGGUUGCUGGGGCCAUUGCUAAUCUAUGUGGCAAUGAUAAGCUACAGAUGAAGCUGAGGUCUGAAGGUGGUAUCAAGGCUUUGCUAGGAACAGUGAGAUGUGGGCAUCCAGAUGUUCUCUCUCAAGUUGCACGUGGAAUUGCGAACUUUGCAAAAUGCGAGUCUCGAGCAUCUAGUCAAGGGACAAAAACUGGAAGAUCUUUUCUGAUAGAAGAUGGUGCACUGCAAUGGAUUGUACAAAAUGCCAACAAUGAAGCAUCACCAAUAAGACGCCACAUCGAGCUUGCACUCUGCCACUUGGCUCAACACGAAGUGAAUGCAAAGGACAUGAUCAGUGGGGGUGCCCUCUGGGAGCUAGUUCGUAUCUCACGGGACUGUUCUCGGGAGGAUAUUAGAAAUCUUGCUCAUCGGACUCUAACUUCCAGCCCCACCUUCCGAUCCGAACUACGCAGGUUACGAAUAGAGUUUUAAUCCAAUCCUUGAUGGGUUUCCUCGAAUCAUUUCUCCAGUCUCCAGCAGGCGGUAAACUUCAAUCAAAUUUUUUGUCGAAUCAAGGGGGCGUUUGAUCAUUUGAUCGGCUGGAUUCCUCUUGGAAGUUUGUGUAAAGGAUGCAGCGCUUGGGUUUGUAAUUCCUUCGUCUUGUAGCUGAACGAAUAUCAUCAGUCAGUCCCAUGUAUUCUUCAACCCCUAUUCAGCUUUCUUAGUAUCAUUUUUGUAUAAAUUGAUUUAUUAAAGCAAUGAAAUUUAUCAUUCUUUUAUCAAAAA
This is a messenger RNA of Vitis riparia (riverbank grape), 3078 nucleotides long. RefSeq names its product kinesin-like protein KIN-UB. Gene Ontology annotation, molecular function: microtubule motor activity; ATP binding; microtubule binding. The transcript is spliced from 19 exons. Gene Ontology annotation, biological process: microtubule-based movement. The record is from RefSeq and is a predicted model, not a curated record. NCBI's taxonomy places the organism in Eukaryota, Viridiplantae, Streptophyta, Magnoliopsida, Vitales, Vitaceae. The coding region runs from base 97 to 2784 and encodes 895 amino acids.